This is a messenger RNA of Triticum turgidum subsp. durum (durum wheat), 2967 nucleotides long. Lineage: Eukaryota; Viridiplantae; Streptophyta; Magnoliopsida; Poales; Poaceae. The record is from the annotation of a GenBank genome assembly.
AUGAUUAGUACUGUAUGUGACUACAGUUUACUGUUCUUGUCUGAAGUAAAUAAACAAGUAGGUGUUCAGGAUUCUAUUGGAUGGAACAGGGGAAAUCGCCUAGGGCGUGGAGCUGAUCGGAACCGUGUCGUGUACAGGAUAUGGGAAGUGGGCACCAAUACCAUGGAGUCGCGGAUGGAUCAGUACGAGAUCAUGGAGCAGAUUGGCCGCGGCGCCUUUGGUGCCGCCAUUCUGGUCAACCACAAGACCGAGAAGAAAAAAUAUGUGCUGAAGAAGAUCCGGCUCGCAAGGCAGACAGAGCGGUGCCGCAAAUCUGCUCAUCAAGAGAUGGAAGCAAAAUUGCAGAUGGCCCUUAUUGCUCGCCUUCAACAUCCUUAUACUGUUGAAUUCAAGGAGGCAUGGGUUGAGAAGGGUUGCUAUGUUUGCAUCGUGACGGGAUACUGCGAAGGUGGCGAUAUGGCUGAACUGAUGAAAAAGGCAAAUGGGACAUACUUCCCGGAAGAGAAACUGCUGAGAUGGUUUGCUCAAUUGGCUCUAGCUGUUGACUACUUGCAUUCAAACUAUGUUUUGCACCGGGACCUCAAGUGCUCAAACAUAUUUCUCACAAAAGAUCAUGACAUCCGUCUUGGGGAUUUUGGCCUUGCUAAGACCUUAAAGGCAGACGAUUUAACAUCUUCGGUUGUUGGAACACCAAAUUACAUGUGCCCAGAGCUUCUUACCGACAUUCCUUAUGGAUUCAAGUCAGACAUAUGGUCUCUUGGAUGUUGUAUGUAUGAGAUGGCUGCUCAUCGACCUGCUUUCAAGGCUUUUGAUAUGGCUGGACUGAUAAGCAAAAUAAAUCGCUCCUCCAUUGGCCCUAUACCUACUUGCUACUCUCCAUCUAUGAAAACGCUUAUCAAAAGCAUGUUGAGGAAGAAUCCUGAACACCGGCCUACUGCAUCUGAUAUUCUGAAAAAUCCAUAUCUGCAACCUUAUGUUGAUCAGCACCGCGCGUUUACUGCUGUACCGCAUCCCAUGCGAUCACCAGGGAAAUCCAUUACCAGUUCACGGAGCAGUCGGAGGAGCAUGUCUGGGAGCCAAUGUAGCAGCAUUUCUGGCACUGGCAGUGAUUUGGACAGUAUACAAUCAAGUGAAAGAAACACAUCAGGGCUAGCUACAAGUUCCAACAACACCACCAUUGGUACUGAAGGUGCUGAAGCUACUGAUGAUGCGUCAGUUAAAACAUGUUCAACACCACGUGAUCUUAAAAGCCAUAAGGACAUUGAUAGUCCUGAACUGGAGAGACAAGACUCACCUAAAUCCAUACAUGUUGAUCAGCGUCCCAAAUACGGGAGUAAGCAGCCAAAAAUCAUCAAGAAGAUACUAACAACCCUAAGAGAGGAGACUAAUAAGCUCAGGGUAAACAAUUCACCUUUGAGAGCUAGCCGUGUAAAGCUACAUUCACCUAGUCACAGAGAGCUCUUGUCUGAUGAUUCAGAGCAUAACAGUGUUUCCUCCAGUGUAAAAUCUAGUGAAGUGACACCAUAUGCACCAGCAAAGUCGCCAAUUGUUGAACAUUCUCCAAAAGUUAAGAUCAAAGCGGAUGAGCCGCAGCAGCUAGACCCUACCAAGCAGACAAUUGAAGAUGUUGAUGCCGCUGAAGGGAAGGUCAAGAAUAGGGUUCUACCCAGUUUUAGUAGACGCCCUAGCUUCCCUCCCCGUAGGCCAGUGGGAGCAGAGAGUCCACAGCACACUGGGACAAAACGAGCUCACAGUAAGGUUACCACAGAGCAUGCAAAAAGCCCUUCUCGAUCUGUCCAUAGUCCAAAAAAUGCUUUCACUGAGCUUCCAGGUGUUCUAAUGGCUCCUCCAAGUCCCCUGGGUGGUAAUCAAAUGAAAUUGGGCAAUUCACAGGUGAAAUGUGCUCCACCCAGUGAUAUAGCAACCAAAGAAGUCAGUAGUGUUUGCUCCAGUUCCAAGAUUGAUUACGCUGACAGCAUCAAGCAGUCUGAACCAUCUGAACCUGAUUCAUUAACCCACUUGGAUUCAUCUUGCAAAUGCCCAACCCUGGACACUGCCAUACAAAAGCAUGAUCAAACUGAUAUACCAAGCUCAGAGCUCAACACCACCAAUUUGCAGAAGAGUAUGGCUAGUAAUGAUGAUAGUAGUGUAAGCUCAGCCUUGGACCCAUCUGUUGAUACAAAUGUGCAAGAAUUUAUUUGCAAGGAUGAUAUUCCCUGCAGUAAGACGGUGCAGAGCACUCCCACUAUCACUGUACAGAGUGAGGAGGAUAAGUUCACAGUACAAGAACUGCUCUCAUCAGUACCAUAUAUUGCUCCUGAUGAUUCAGCAACAAAAACCAUUGCACUAGACAAAGGAUCCAAUUCUAUCCACCAGUUAUCAGAGAAAUCACCAGUUCCUCAUUUGGGCCCUCCAGUUGAGGACAUUAUACAUGUCAUAAGGCCCGGCAGUUUCAGCGUCAGCGAUGAGCAGGCAGUAACAGGUAGUGCUGAAAUGGAAGCCCAAAGCACAGAUGUUGGCGAACUUUGCGAUGUCAUAAAAGAAGAAGUGGAUGUCAGAAGCAUCACACCAAGUCUUAUACCUUCCGGACUUGUUGGUUCUGCCGCCGUGAAGCCCAACAUUUCAGAAGAUAAUACUAUCAGCCCGAAGCUGGCCAAUUCAGAUGUUGUAAAAUUGCCCGCUAUCCCAGAAGUAAAUUCUGCUUCUCUGGAGACCCCAGCAAAGGAAAUACUGGCAACCUCAGCAAAGGAAAUGCUUGAUGUCAAGUCCUUUAGGCAACGAUCCGAGGCUCUUGAAGGGCUCUUGGAGCUUUCUGCUGAUCUGCUGGAAAACAACAGGCUGGAGGAGCUUGCGGUGGUUCUGAGGCCAUUCGGGAAGGCGAAGGUGUCCCCGCGAGAAACGGCUAUCUGGCUGGCCAGAAGUUUUCAAGGGAUGAUGAAUGAUGAAGCGAGUCGCAGCUCAACAUGA